Molecule: messenger RNA, 1605 nt
Organism: Penicillium brevicompactum
Lineage: Eukaryota; Fungi; Ascomycota; Eurotiomycetes; Eurotiales; Aspergillaceae
Product: major facilitator superfamily domain-containing protein
Exons: 6
Coding region: 1-1605 (534 amino acids)
Biological process (GO): transmembrane transport
Molecular function (GO): transmembrane transporter activity
Source: RefSeq, a predicted model, not a curated record
AUGGCCGCCAAAGAAGUCAACGAGGCCAAUGAUGCCAACGAGUCCGAUGAGGGCUAUGGGGGCAACGUGCCAGUUCGGUGGGAUGGUGCAUUGCAAGGCGCUCGAUUAUAUCUUGCGAUAGUAGGCAUCGCUUUACCCCUGUUCCUUACCGGCAUUGAAGCAACGAUUGUAAGCACCUCGCUGGUGACCAUCACCGAUGAUCUCCAGAGCGCCGGGUUCCUCAUCGUCUGGGCAAGCUUCAGCAACAUCUUUGGAGUCAAGCCAAGUCUUCUCACUGCUGUAACGAUCUUCAUUGCUUUCUCUGGUGGUUGUGCUGGAGCGCAAAGUAUCAGCCAAUUGAUCAUUUGUCGUGCUUUCCAAGGCCUUGGUGGUGCUGGUAUCUACAGUCUGUCAUUAUUUUCCAUCCUUCGACUUCUUCCCUAUGAGCAAUACGACAAAGCUAGCUCCCUCGCCGGUGGGAUUCUCUCGAUAGGUCUUGUCAUCGGCCCUUUGCUGGGAGGCGCUAUUUCCAAUGACGGAAAAUGGCGCUGGGUCUUCUUGUUGAACGUUCCUGCAGCAGCCGUUGGCGGGAUCUUGAUUUUCUUCAUUCUUCCGGCUCAUUUUCCCAAUGCUGCACCAGAAGCAAAUAGCCAAUCGACAUCAACGCCAGUUUGGGCCAAGGUGAAGGCAGCUAUUCACCAGGUGGAUUUCCUGGGAGCCUUCCUCGUCUUGACUGCUUGUUCAUUCAUCAUUGCUGCUCUUCAAGAGGGUAAUUAUGAAUAUUCGUGGGGCUCGGGACUCGUCGUCAGUUUCCUUGUGAUAUCCGGCAUCUCUUGGAUCCUGUUUGUCGGCUGGGAGUGGCUCAUAUGCCGACGUGAUCUAAAGAUGAGCCCAAUGUUCCCAUGGAGGCUAACGCAAAAUCGACUCUUCAUGGGGAUAGCACUUGGGUUCUUCACUACCGGUGUGCCAUUGACUGUUUGCGUGAUUGAGAUCCCGCAAAGGUUCCAGAUCGUCAACGGAAGCUCCCCAGUUGGCGCAGGCGUCAAAUUGUUAUCCUUCGCGCUGAGCUGCCUGGUCGGCAUUAUAUCUUGCUCUGUUUUGGCAGGACGGUUGAAGAUUCCCUUCGCUUAUAUUGCAGUGAUCGGUCUUGUGUUUCAAGUGGUCGGUCUUUUCCUUUUCUCGGAGAUCGAGCCCAUAGUAGAGCUUUGGCCAGGUCAGUUUGGAUACUUGGUUUUGGCUGGGCUGGGAUGCGGGCUUGGCGUAUCCGCAUUCUACAUGGCCACAUCACUCGUGGUAGACAUUGAAGAUCAAUCCAUUGCGCUGGGUAUAGGUAUACAGCUCCGUAUGCUGGGCGGCGUUCUUGGAAUCGCGACUUCGAGUGCAAUCCUCUUCCAUUACAUCCAAAGUCGUUUGUCAUCCACGCUGUCGCCAGGUGAAAUGGCUGCCCUACUGAAGACCACUGAAGCAAUCAAGACUUUCUCGCCGGAGAAUCAACUCCAUGUUCGUGAGGUUUAUGCGAUUGCAUACAAUAUGGAGAUGAAGAUGUGUGGUGCCUUUGCGGCAGCUCAGGCUUUGGCCGUGGCAAUGAUCUGGAAAAGAGACAAUGUGCGAUUUUCAAAGAGCUGA